AUGAGUCAAGUCAUGAUGAUAGUCCGAAUUGGCUCUCUCAUUACACAUACUCAGGGUCAUCCCAAUACCUGUGGUCCUUUCAUGAUGCUCGACGCAGAUCGGCGCAAAUCAGCCCAUGCUAUCCUCGGUAUUCCCAAGCUACCUCCCCGCAAUUCGGAGUAA
Messenger RNA from Plenodomus lingam JN3, 162 nucleotides. NCBI's taxonomy places the organism in Eukaryota, Fungi, Ascomycota, Dothideomycetes, Pleosporales, Leptosphaeriaceae. The record is from RefSeq and is a predicted model, not a curated record.